This is a messenger RNA of Wasmannia auropunctata (little fire ant), 591 nucleotides long. RefSeq lists its product as uncharacterized. The record is from RefSeq and is a predicted model, not a curated record. The coding region runs from base 69 to 380 and encodes 103 amino acids. Lineage: Eukaryota; Metazoa; Arthropoda; Insecta; Hymenoptera; Formicidae. The transcript is spliced from 3 exons.
UCAAAUGAAUACAAUUUCAUGAAAAAUAUAUAAAUAAAAAUUCACAUCUAUUAACCAACAAAUAAAAUAUGCAAACAAUUGUUUUAACUGUAUUUUGGAUGAUUUGUAUAUUAUGGGCCAUAUAUUACUGGUACCUGUCUCCAAAUAAAGCUGCUAAUGAUACACCCAAAGUUGUUCAUGAUUGCGAUCAUUCACCAAGACUAGAAUACAUGGGACAUCAGACUAGGAGGCACAGUACAUCUUCCAUCGAAUCUUUAGAGCAUUCAGAUAAUGAAUAUACUCGAAGUAGAAGAAAAAAUACACAGAAAUUAAAACAUGAGAUUAAAACUCGUUGGCCAAGUAAAACAUCGCUAGACAAAAAAUUCUACAAAUCCUUUUAAUGUAUAUUAUAUUCCACAUUCAAAAGACUUUUUUAUAAUAGCAGCAUGAAAAAUGAUUGAAAUUAUUAAUAAAAAAAUGAAAUAAAAUAUGUAACAUGAGCAUAAGAUAUUUCAAUUUUUAUAUAUGAUAAAAUAUAUGUCGAUUAAUAGAAUAAUGUAGUUACAUUUGUAGAGCAAAACAGGCAAUAACAUUAAAUAUUUUCAUAAAGUA